This is a messenger RNA of Marmota flaviventris (yellow-bellied marmot), 666 nucleotides long. RefSeq names its product SIVA1 apoptosis inducing factor (gene Siva1). Lineage: Eukaryota; Metazoa; Chordata; Mammalia; Rodentia; Sciuridae. The record is from RefSeq and is a predicted model, not a curated record. Gene Ontology annotation, molecular function: CD27 receptor binding. Gene Ontology annotation, biological process: extrinsic apoptotic signaling pathway.
GCGGCGGUCGGCGUCCUGUGGCCCCGCGGCCAUGCCCAAGCGGGGCUGCCCCUUCGCGGACGCCGCCCCGCUGCAGCUCAAAGUCCGCGUGGGCCGAAAGGAGCUGAGCCACGGCGUGUGCGCCGAGCGCUACUCUCGGGAGAUUUUCGAGAAGACCAAGCAACUCCUUUUCCACGGGGCCCAGGCCUGCAGGAACUAUGUGUGGGGUGAAGGCUGUGCCAUCGUCCACCUGCCAGAGUCCCCAAAGCCCGGCCCUACAGGUGCACCUCGAGCUGUAAGGGGGCAGAUGCUGAUUGGACCAGAUGGCCGACUGAUCAGGAGCCGAGCCCAGGCCCCUGAGGCUGACCUGUCGGGGGCCACAGCCAUCGCCUGUUCCUCAUGUGUGCGAGCUGCUGAUGGGAAGGUGGUCUGCAGCCAGUGCGAGCGGGCCCUGUGUGGGCAGUGUGUGCGCACUUGCUGGGGCUGUGGUGCAGUGGCCUGUGCCCUGUGUGGCCUUGUGGACUGCAGUGGCGUCUGGGAGAAGGCCCUGUGCACCAGCUGCGCCAUGUUUGAAGCCUGAGGCUCCUGUGGACGGCACACACAUCCGUGCUGAAGAGGGCAGGAGUGGCUUGUGUGUUGCAUUUUGUACCCUGAUGACAGAAUCAAAUAAACCCCUUUAUAUUUGCA